GAGUGACGCCUUAGCCUUCCGGUUUCCGGUUGUAGAUGCUCUUAUCCCGUCGUCAUUCCACUUCCGCGGUUCCGGACCCCAACGGCACACAGCGCGCCUUCCCCUCCCCUGUUGCCCUCUAACUGCAGCGCGAGAAGCGGCACGGGCUCCUCCUCCUCGUCGCCGGGUACCAAUCCACCAGCGAGAAGCUUCUCCUUCCCCUCCCCCCUUUCAUCUUCCUCGUCGCGGAGAGACGAAAGCGGCGGAGGGAGCGUCGGGGUCGGGGUCCCCGUCGGCGGCACCGGCACGCAAGCCUGGGCUCAAAUUUCAGCAUCGGCGCACCAAGUAGUCGAGAUUUCAGAAGAGAGGCUUCAUGCAGGUUUGUGGCGUUCAGUUGAGCUCAGCAACAUCUCGCUGGCGAGAAUCAUGGCCGUCAUUUCGUGGAUCCUUCGAGUGUGCUGGACAUAGCUGUUGCAUCUCUGGGAUUCAAAGACCGUUAUGUAGAGUACAAUGCUGUCAGGUGCCACGUUCUACUAGAAAUGUAGCUCAUCUUCAGAAGGAGGACAAAUAUUCUUGUGUUGAUAGGUCAACUUCUUACCUGCACGUGCAAACUCUUAGGAAUUUCCCAAUUGAAAAACUUUAUGGAGAGGUGGUCCUGGUGCGACUUGAUUCUGUACUUCUUUUAGAUCCUCUAGGACUAUUUAGUUGCUCACUGAAAAAGACACUGUCAACUAUCAAAUACCUGUACAAAGCAGGAGGGAAAGUUCUUCUAGUUACCAGUUGGGAUCCAGUCCUCCAAUCUGUUAAUCCAGUGCUCAAGUCAACCGAAUCUUUUGCAGACUACAUGUCAUCGCUUCUUCAAGUAAAGGUCAUCCCAGUGAAUGGUGCACCUUGUUUAACAUCAUGUAAGAAGGAAGAACGGGUGCAGAAUGAUAUUAUCUUGUUUGAAAAUCUUUUGAACUUCAGGGGAGAAAAUGCAAACUGCAAUGAUUUUUCUCAGAAGCUAGCUUCAGGUGCAGCAAUCUUUGUCAAUGAUUCUUUCUCAUUAUCUCAUAAGAUUCGCGCAUCAACGGUUGGCAUCACUCGUUUCUGCUAUGCAUCUCUUGCUGGUUUCCAUUUUGAGGAGGAGCUUAUGCAAUUGCUAAAGAUCAAUGACACCACAAGGCGCCCAUACAUUGCAAUAAUUGGAGGCAGUAACUUCUUGAGAAAGGCACCUGCACUGCAUCUGUUAGCCUCUCAAUGCGAUGGGUUGUUUUUUGUUGGAAAAUUAUCAUUUCAAAUAAUGAAUGGCCUUGGAAUUCCAGUGUCCUCCUGUUUGAUAGAAAAAAAUGCUACCAAGGAAGUGUUACAACUUAUUGAAAUAGCUCAUAAUAGGAACAUUCCUAUUUAUUAUCCAACAGACCUGUGGUGUUUGAACAGCAACAAUAAUGAACAACUGGAAAUAUUUGACUCAGCUGAACUAUUGUCUGGCUUAAUUUCUUUGGGCUGGACACCAGUUGAUAUAGGGCCAUCGACAUUGGAGAGAAUUUCUUCUUUAUUGUCAUCGUACAAGAAGAUCCUAUGGAUCGGUCCUACAAGCUUUGACUUGACAGAAGAAUUUUCUGUCGGGGCAACACAGUUGGGCCAGAUACUGAACAAAGCAAGUCAUAAUAGCUGUGACAUUAUUUUAGUAGGGGGUGCAGUAUGCAAGGCAGUAAAAGCAAUAUCAGAUUCUUCAUCACAAUAUACAGCAUUUGAAAAUGAAUCUAUUGUAUGGGAAUUUCUCAAAGGAAGAAUAUUGCCUGGUAUUGCAGCAUUGGAUAAAAGCUAUCCCUAUCAGAUUCCAUGGGAUGACGUCUUCUCUGACACCAAACAACCAUUGUUUGUUGAUAUAGGAAGUGGAAAUGGUUUGUUUCUAUUCCAAAUGGCUAGAAACUGGGAAGGCUCGAAUUUUCUUGGGCUUGAGAUGAAUGAAAAGCUUGUUGUAAGGUGCCUUCAGGAUGUAGCAUCGGCUGGGAAAAGAAACUUAUACUUUCUAUCGACAAAUGCAACCUCCACAUUUCGCUCGAUAGUUUCAAGUUAUCCUGGACUGUUGACACUUGUCUCAAUACAGUGCCCAAAUCCUGACUUCAACAAAGAGCAAAAUAGGUGGAGAAUGGUACGAAGGAUGCUUGUCGAAGCUGUUUCCGAUCUUCUUCAGGUCAAUGGAAAGAUCUAUUUACAGUCGGACGUGGAGUCUGUCCUGCUUGGAAUGAAAGAGCAGUUCAUCUCGCACGGCAAGGGCCAGCUCGUGGUGGACAGCGAUGGCCGGAUGGAGAACCCGUUUGGCGUGGUGUCCGAUUGGGAGCGCCAUGUCCUGGCUCGUGGAGCUCCAAUGUACAGAACGAUGCUCCGAAAAGUGUGAAAGCUGGAAGGUCCAAGUUGAGAUUUCAGACUGCUCUCGUACUAAAAAAAAGCAGAGGAAGUACAUCUAUUUUUUCGAUAAGUAUUUUCGGACGAAGAGAGUAGCAGAGAAGGAUGGACACCAUGAUAGGAGUAGGAGAGCGACCUGCGCGCCAUGGCGGCUUGGUUGGCAAGUGGGUGUGAGUACGUGACUGCAACGUGAUGCUGAUGCACAUCUAUUUCGCACUAAAUUUCUUUAAAAUUUUCCUCCUGAAUUUUGGACUGGAAAUAAUCAACAGAGAGAUACCUUGGCUGGCAA
Messenger RNA from Triticum urartu, 2659 nucleotides. RefSeq lists its product as uncharacterized. Gene Ontology annotation, cellular component: cytosol. Gene Ontology annotation, biological process: gluconeogenesis; tRNA modification; glycolytic process. Lineage: Eukaryota; Viridiplantae; Streptophyta; Magnoliopsida; Poales; Poaceae. Gene Ontology annotation, molecular function: ADP binding; ATP binding; tRNA (guanine(46)-N7)-methyltransferase activity. The record is from RefSeq and is a predicted model, not a curated record.